AUGGCGGCGGCGGCGGCGUCCCAUCUGGAGGGUGGCACGAAGCGGCGGCGGCGGAAGGACGAGGAAGUAGAAGCAGGCGCGGAGGCGGCAGAGGAUCGCAUCUCGGAGCUGCCGGAGGCGCUGCGGCUGCACGUCCUCUGCCUGCUCCCGCUCAAAUCCGCCAUCCGCACGGGCGCGCUCUCCACCCGGUGGCGCUCCCUCUGGACGCACCGCUGGCCGGCGCCCUCCUCCCUCGACUUCCGCCUCGGCGUCGGCGACUCCCCGCACCCGCUCCUCGAAACCCUAGAGCGGCGCGGGCGGCGGCGCCUCCAGCGGUUCGCCCUCUCCUUCGGCAUCGGCGCGUUCAAGGCCGAGCACUUCCGCCGCUGCCUCGACCUCGCCGUCGCCUGCGCCGUCGAGGACCUGCAGGUCCACCGCGUGCACCACUUCUUCGCCCGCUUCUACAAGUUCCUGCUCCCGCUGGGCGACCCCCACCUCGCCCGCCUCUCGUUCCGCUUCAUCCGCGUCGACCUCCCCAACUCCUUCUCCGCCCGCUCCCACCCCUUCACCGCCCUCGAGGUCAUCCACCUCCGCUGCGUCCACAUCUCCGACGACACAGUCAGCAGUCUGGUCGCCGCGUGCCCCCUUCUCCACACCCUCGAUUUGCGCUACUGCGAAGGCCUCGACUCCGUCAGCGUCGCGGCGGCCGGGCCGCACCUGAGUAGCCUCACGGUUGCAGAGUGUGAUCCGUGCACCGACGUUGUUUUGGCCGAUGAGGCAUCCGGUCUGCGCUCAUUCCGCUACAGCGGCGCCUACAUGCCCGCCUACAGCAUCCCGGCCACCAUCACUAGUCUUGCUGACCUUUACAUCUGCUUCAGAGCAUCUAACCGCCGGCGACGCUUGUCCGGCACCAGAAUCCGGUUUUAUGGACAGGAGGCUUACGCUUGCGAGCUGCGCAGAAACUGGCUUCAACUACUAACCAGUCUGUCCAACCUCACCGUGCUUACCCUCUGCAGCAGUAUCCUACGGAGACUGUCUGCCAAAGCUCGUGCCAGAUUAGCUGCCACAGGCGCUGCACCGUGCAAAUUACUGAAUUUGAGAGAGCUUCAGCUACUGAUGUUCGAAGUGGAGAUCAACAACAUGAACGACAUUUACUCUUUCCUUGUGGCAUGCUGUGGCCCUCGUUUGGAGAGGCUAUUUGUGCAGCUUCCAACAAUCAAUUAUCCAUAUGAGCCAGAGGAUGAACCAUCAGGAUCAGAGUCAGAGGAAUUUGGAUCAAUGGGAGAGCUAUCAUACCAAGAGGCACAUGGGGAAGAUGAGCUGGAUGACAACUUGUCAGAAGGAGAAGCACCAGAGAAAGAUGGGCUAGAGGAACAGCUGUCAGAGGGAGAUGCCCUGGAGGAAGAUGAGUUAGAGGAAGAGUUGUCAGAGGGAGAAGAACUAGAGGAAGAGCUUUCAGAGGGAAAUGAACUAGUGGAAGAGUUGUCAGGGGGAGAGCCACCUGAGGAAAAGCAAUCACAGAAACAGGGGUCAAUGGAAGAGCAAUCUGAUGGAGGGCAAUCAGAGGAAGAGACACCAGAGCACAGCAAUGUCUUUGAGAACCUUAUGUUGCUCAAAAUGAUGAAUUUCAUGGGACGCUACAAUGAGAUGCAGCUAGUAAGCCUUGUGUUGAAUAAGGCUAUUAGUCUCAAGCAACUGAUUUUAUUUACUCCCAAGAUUAAUCACCCAGAAGAGCUCCAGAAGGAUCAUAUGAAUACUUCCCAUUUGCUUGAAAGAAAACUAUUUUCUCUCAGAAAGGCCUCGCCAAAUGCUCAGAUAGUUCUCAGCGAGCCUGAUGAUAGUGCAGUCCAGCCGUUGCAUGAUGCUUUGGUCAAGAUUUACUGA
Messenger RNA from Triticum turgidum subsp. durum (durum wheat), 1863 nucleotides. Lineage: Eukaryota; Viridiplantae; Streptophyta; Magnoliopsida; Poales; Poaceae. The record is from the annotation of a GenBank genome assembly.